GUUUCCGGGUCAGAGCCGGGGCCGUGUCUGGGUGACAACAAGAGGACUUCAGGCGAUUUAUGGGGUGAAAGUGUGGCGGGCGAUGUAGGCGGACCUCAUCCCUUGUUCUAUCUAUGUCAUUUGUACCAACAUGUAGAACGACUUCUGGCUGUUUGCUCUGCCCCUUGAGUGUUUUCUGCUGCCACUCGGAGACAUCCCUGACUCUGGCACCCGGGAGGCAACAACUUGAAGCUGUGGAAAAUCAUACACUGAAAGAUUAUCUCACAAAUGGAGCCAAGUGCCUCAGACUUGGAGAUGAACAUCAAUGCCAGAACAAAAAACUGGUUUGUUGGAGAUGCUGUUCUUGCACCCGUUUCUGGAGAUGGGAAGCUGUCAGAAGCCACAAUAAAGUCUAUUUCUACAGAUGAAAAUGGAGAAACCGUAGCUCUUUUAAGAUUUUCCAGUUUCAAUGAAGAGAUUGUGCCAAUAACCAGACUACAAAAGAAAAGUAAAAAUGAACGUUGGAAGGGUUUUAUAUUCGAUGAUGAAGAUUUGGAGAAGCCCUUCUUUAAUGACAAAAAGACAUUGGGGCCCAAGAUCUCUUUGAAAUUGUGUGAGGGAGGUAUAUGUGUUCCACAUACAAUUAACAGAUACCUGCGAGACUACCAAAGAGAUGGAGUACAGUUCAUCUGCAAACAUUACUUUCGUGGCAAUGGAUGUAUCCUUGGUGAUGACAUGGGACUUGGAAAGACUGUACAGGUUAUUUCCUUUCUAGCAGCUGUACUUCAUAAAACAGGGACCCGAGAGGAUAUUGAAAAUAACAUGCCUGAGUUCGUACUGAAGACUGUGAGGAAGGAAUCUAAGGCUCUCAAUGACAAAAUUUUUCUAGUAAUUGCUCCAUUAUCCGUGCUGUAUAACUGGAAAAAUGAACUGGACACUUGGGGUUAUUUUAGAGUGUAUAUCUUGCAUGGCAACAAGAAAGACCAUGCAUUCAGCUGCAUUCGAAGAAGCAAGUGUGAAAUUGCCCUGUCUACUUACGAAACAGUCCGCCUAUGUCUAGAUGAGGUCAACAGUAUUGAAUGGUCUGCAGUGUUUGUAGAUGAAGCCCACAAGAUAAAGAAUCCUAAAGCUCAGAUCACACAGGCUUUGAAAGCCCUGAAAUGCAAGGUUAGAAUUGGGCUAACUGGAACCAUUUUACAGAACAACAUGGAUGAGUUAUGGUGUGUCAUGGAUUGGGCCAUACCAGGCUGCCUGGGCAACAGAGCUCGGUUUAAGGAAGAUUUUGGCAAUCCGAUUGAAUUUGGUCAGAGACAUGGGGCAACUAAAAGAGAACUAGCUGUUGGAAGAAAAUCUGUGAGACUGUUGGCAAAACGCAUGUCCUUUUGGUUUCUGAGGCGCACCAAGUCUCUCAUCAGUGAUCAACUACCGAGAAAAGAAGACAGGGUGGUUUACUGCUCUUUAACAGAGUUCCAGAAGUCUGUGUAUAAGGCAGUGUUGGAGACAGAAGAUAUAAAGUUGGUGAUGCGUGGUUGGGAUCCAUGUGAUUGCAGCAGUGGCCGAAAAAGGAAAAACUGCUGUUAUAAGUGCAAUCAAGAAGGUUCCACAGUACGACAGAUCUAUUUUAGUUACCUGGCAGUCCUCCGUAAGAUAUCCAAUCAUGUUGCACUCCUGCAGCCUAAUGAGAACACUAGCAAGAUGCAGCAAUCUACUGUCAGAGGAGUCUGUGAGCAUGUAUUUUGCAAGUUUCCAGAGUUUGUAAAGCAGAGUAAAGAAGCUGCUUUUGCAACCAUUUCUGAUCCCAAAUACAGUGGGAAAAUGAAGGUUCUUCAACGGAUUUUGGACCACUGUAGAAGAAACAGGGACAAAGUUCUGCUCUUCUCCUUCUCCACCAAGCUUUUGGAUGUGCUGGAGAGCUACUGUAUGGCUACUGGGUUGGAUUAUCGGCGACUUGAUGGGAAAACCAAGACAGAGGAGAGGGUCAAGAUAGUGAAGGAAUUCAACAGCUUGCAAGAUAUCAACAUUUGCUUAGUGUCCACAAUGGCUGGUGGCCUAGGACUAAAUUUUGUUGGUGCAAAUGUUGUUGUGAUGUUUGACCCAACAUGGAAUCCAGCUAAUGAUCUUCAAGCUAUUGACAGAGCUUAUCGCAUUGGUCAGUGCAGAGAUGUUAAAGUCUUUCGAUUAAUUUCAUUGGGCACGGUUGAGGAAAUCAUGUACCUGCGCCAACUUUAUAAACAGCAACUGCACUGUGCUGCUGUUGGAAGUGAAAAUGCAAGGCGUUAUUUUAAUGCAGUGCAAGGAUCAAAGGAACAUCCUGGGGAAAUAUUUGGAGUCCAGAAUCUUUUCAGCCUUCGAAUAGGGGGAUCCUGCUUGACUCGGGACAUCAUUCAGAGGGAGGGCCAAGUGGAAGCAGGAGUGAUGACAGCCACUACACAGUUGAGAGAAGAACCUCCAGUGGAAAGACAGGAAACAACCACAGACACCGGAAAUAUAAUGGGAGAAGAGAACCUGGACUUGUUGAUGCAACCUAAUAAAGGAAAUAGGGCAGCCUUGAGAAAGUCGGAACAAUUUUUUGACUUCAGUAGUGACAGCGAAACGGAGCCUUCAAGUGUGGCAAAAAUGAAGAACAGUAAAAUAGAUUCAGUAGAAAUCAGUCACCGUCUGGAUACUGGUGGACAGCUCACUUUAGUCCAAUGUGGGUUUUCCAGAUUCUUUGACAGAAAAGCAAGCAGUGGUGAGGAAUCCAGUGAAAGUGACUGUAGUUCUGAUGGUGAAAUGUUAGAGAAGCAGAGCACAGAAAUAAGCACAAGCUUGGGUGCUGCUGUGGCACAGGGAAAGGACAUGCCUGGUUACCUGGCUCUAGAUAUCCAAUCGGAUGCUCAACCAAUAAAAGGGGAUUGUGGGCAUACUAAGCAGGCAAGGCAGAACUGCUGCUCUUCCACUGAAUCUGAAGGAAAGGCUGAACCAGCAACUGACGUGGGAGCCACUAACAGCAGAGAAGAGAAUGAUGUGAUCAGUACUUCACGAGUGUUGGGACAAAAGAAAAAAACGCUAGUCGAGAAGAAAUCUAAUCUCAGCUUCCUGUCUACAGAUUCAGAGGAUUCAAACAAUGAAAAUAUUUCCAGUAAUAAAAAGUCUUUAUUAUCCCUUAAAAAUUCAGAUUGCAUUAGUGCGAAACCAUGCAUUGUUGACGAUUCUCCCAAGAUAACAAAGGGGAAACCCUUGAGCUAUGUUGCCAAACUGAAAACACAGUUGAAAGAGAAAGACAGCAUCAGUGAUGAGUCAGAUGAUGUUGAAAUAUCUACAGAGUCAUCAGACAUAAUGUCCAAUCCAUCAGAUCACAGAGCUGAAGUAGGCAGAAGAAGCGUUAACAGUAAUUCUAGAGCUAUUGUUAAAAAAAGGACAGCACGAUACAACAUUGAGGAAUUUUCAUCCUCUGAAGAUGACAUUCCCACCAAGCAGACCCGAUUAAAUGCAGACAAUGAGAUGAAUAGAAGUAAUAGGAAACAAGAAUGCAAGAAAGUUCAGUUUGGAUCUCACAACAGGCCGAGUGGAAUUGCCAAAGAUGAAACUGUACCCAGGCACAGGAACAGUGACAGGGAGCAGUUGGCAUCAGUGGACAAACUGUUGGGCGAUGUACAAGAAGUGGCUUUCAUUCAUUCAAACCAACGUGUGGUUGGAUCUAGCAAGGCUGAGAACCAAAUGACCCAUACCGCAAUUCGUGAUGUGUUUGAACUAAAACAGAAUUCCCAGAUUCCUGCAAACAUCGCCUGCCAUACAGGUCAGACAUACAGGAAGGACCAACGAGCAGCUGGCACCAGCACCUUGAUUAGGGAUGCACCCAAAGGGGUCUGUAGAGAGCAACCCUCUGGCAUGGCUUCUGUGGAAGGUUUAGCUGAACCUGCUCUGAGCAGCACCUCUCAACACCAGCUAAAAAUGCUGAGGAACUCCCGCCUGACUCCAUAUCCAGAGCUCAAUGACAUCCUGCCAGCCGGGCCCCCAGAAUCUGAACUUGAGGAUAAUGUCACAGUGCAGAGGUCAAAGGGCUAUGCAGCCACAGACCAUUCUGACAGAAGGGCUAAAAAAACAAUAAAUUCUUGUAUCUGUGGAGUAUCAGCUGGCAGAAUAAAAAGUUUAAGGAAAAAGAACCUGAAGGAAACAGCAGCUGUGUGUUUUGAAACGCAAGAUGAAGUUGGUUCACAAAAGCGUGAUUAUAACUCAGGACAGCCUCAUAAAAAAAAUAAUAAAGUGAUGGCUGACAAAUCUGCUAGUGAUUUUGCUGAAGGUGUUGGCGAUAGAAUCUGUAUGGGAUGUUCAAGUCCUUCAACUGCUGCUCUCUCAAAGAGUAGACUCGACAGGAGUGCAACGAGCUCCAGAGGGGCUGUGAAACUUCAGCAACACCAUGAAGAGAUAAGACCACCAGCAAAAGGGCCAAAGUGCAAGUCAGAUAACAACCAAGAAAUAACGCAACUCAAAACCGAUUCAAUCACAGAGCUGCUUGGUGACACCUCCAUACUGGAUCCAUUGUUUGACAGAAAGAAAACCCUUACUGCACAGCCAAAGAAAGCUUCUGGGCAUGUGCCAAAAGGAAAAAGCAAACCUAAAGAUUUCUGGGACUUUCUCAAUAAAAGUAAUGAAGAGUAUGUCAGUACACUAACAGAUUUUUCAGUGAUAGAAAGGUUAUGUGAAAGUGCACCUCUGAAAACUAAGGGAAGGGAAAAAGAAUGGGAUGGCUCUCUUUGGAAGAAGAAUGAAAAGUUUUUGUGGAAAAAACGUGAUCUAGAGAAUGACUUUAGUGCCUCAACAUCUGGCACAUCAUUGGCAAGUUGCCAGCUGUGGAAACAGAACUUUCAGACUUUGGAUGGGGAAAAGCAGCAGAAACAUAUAAAUGAAUAGUGUUUAAUUGAUCUAAAUACAGUAAUUGUAAAGAAAAAAAAUGUGAAGUAAUGAAUUUCUGCUUGUUUUUCAAAGUUGAUAUAUUUACAUUUCAUGGAAUGGCAGAAGAAUGGUAAGGUAACAACAUACUAUUGGAAGUUGGUCGUUUGGGACAUUACAGUUGAUACUUUGUUUUGCAUUGAUUAGCAUUAUUCUGAGAAACAGAUUUACUUAUUAUUUAACAUUUUCAGUUUUUGGACAUACAGUCAAUUUUAUACAGGAACUAUCUUAAUGCGAUAAUCAAAUGUUACUUGAUGUUUAAUGGAGGUUCAGAGAUUUGGUAGGGAACAGCAGAUGGUCAUUCAGCCCAUCAAGUCUAUGGUUAUCUGGUUGUUCUUAUUAGUUAUUGAUUUUAAAUCUGUCCAAAACAAUUGUACUUUAGUGUGAGGAAGAAUAUUCUUUUUAGUUUGUAUGAUUACUUUUUCCCUUUGACAUUUAAAGGUUUCUAGUGCAGAACAUUGAGUCCUCGGCUCCUGCAAGCAGACUGAGAACACGUAUGAGGUGGAGUACAACAUUAUUUACCCAUCUCUGCUCUGCCUGAAAAUUAUACUUGGCUCAGCAUUAUCGACAGCUGGGGCGAACAUUGCAGGUUUUCAAUUCUCUUUGCCACUUGAUGUUCUUUCACACCAUGGUCCAAUGUUGAGAUUAUGUAGUCUUGUUCCAGAUUUCUUUACCAGAGGAAAUUGUAGCCUUGAAAUUGGAUUGGAUGGCAUCUAUUUCCUCAGCAGUAUACAAACCAAAAUUGGGGUAAAUUGUACUAGAGGUCAGAGGAAAUCUGAGCCAUUGUCUGUUUUCAGCGCAGAGGUGUGCAGUUAGGCUGGGGUAGGGGGUGCAUCUCUGCUCCUACAGAAAGACAAGUUUCCAUAUACAAUCCUCAGACGAGAAGGUUUCUCGUCUUGGCGUCUCUCUGGUCGUGCAGGCAAGCAAUUUACGCAGAUUGGGCAGUUGCUGAUGCAUAACAUCCCUUUGCGCUUAGAAAACAGAAACCUGCAUCUGGGUAGCAUCCUUAUCUAUUGAGAACAACAGUCUUCUCAAAGGUGGAAAGCAUACUACUCACAAAGGGCAUCUUUCUGGUGUUUAAGGGCAUCAGGCUGCUCCCUGAUGGCAUAUUGUGCUUGCCUUCAUCAGUCAGGACAUUAACUACACGAGAUGGGACCUCAUGUUGCAACUGUACAAGUCGUUGGUGAGACCACACUUGGAGUAUUGUGUGCAGUUCUGGUUGCCCAGCUAUUGGAAGGAUGUCAUUAAGCUGUAACAGGUGCAGAAAAGAUUCACAAGGAUGUUACUGGGACUGGAGGGCUUGAGUUAUAAGAAGAGGCUGAAUAGGCUGGGGCUUUUUUGCUGGAGCAUAGAAGGUUGAGGGGUGCCCUUAUAGAGAAUCAUGAGGGCCAUAGAUAAGGUGGAUGGUCGCAGUCUUUUUCUCAGGGUACAGGAGUCUAAAAAUAAAAGGCAUAGAUCUAAAAUGCGAGGGGGAAAAAAAUUUAAAAGGGAUCUGAGUGGCAACUUUAGACAGGGUGGUGGGUAUAUGGAAUGAGCUGCCAGAGGAAGCUGUGGAGAUGGGCACAAUUAAAAUGUGUAAAAGGACAUUUGGGCAGGUACAUGGAUAGAAAGGAGUAGAGGGACAUGGGCCAAAUCCAGGCAAAUGGGACUAGCUUGGAUAGACACCUUGGUCAACAUGGACAAGUUGGGCUGAAGGGCCUGUUUCCAUGCUGUAUAACUCUAUGACUCUUAAGUUGUUCCUUUAGAGUUUCAAGAAAGACUGUGGCCAUUACCUCUGCAGCAGCUGCCACCUCAUCUGCGCCAGUAGUCAGUGUGCAAUGAUGUUAUCACCAAGUCCUACAGAAAAAUGAAGGUGGCCACCAGAGAGGAGGUCAUGGUCUCCUGGGUCCGCACAACCUCUUGUGAGAGUUUGGAGGUGGUUUCCUUCAUGCUGCUUGUUGCCUCCUGCAUUGGAAGAGACGGGCCGGUAAAUUCACUAACUGUCUGGCUGCGCAGUUGCACCAGCCUUGUCACUGGAAGCAUCUGAAUUGUGGUGCUCGUCUGAGUCCUCUGCAACAGAACAGAUGCUUGGACCACCACCCACCCCAACCUCUGGGGAUUCUCCUGCACUGAUUUCCCACACCUGUUACCAGGCUGCAGCAUGCUAAUACCUGGUGUAUCUGCUCUCGACACUGUCCCUCUAACAUAAGUCUUUUCAUCCCUCACAGAACCAACAGCUGAGGUUUUGCCGUAGGCUGCCAGGCACAAAGAUGCAUGGUGGUCUGUACCCUCAACAUCAUCAUUUCCCUAUCCCCACUGCAACCCACUGCCAACCCACCCUCCGAUAACCUCUUCCCACUCUCUGAUCUUCCCUCGUGCUUUGACUGCUGCUCAACCUCUGAGUGAUAGAGUUCUGAGAAGAGUGAAACUGGGGAAACUCUCCCGAUACCCUACAGAGACAAAGCAGAAAAUAGUUACUCUUGUAGAGUGCACCUAAAACAUUUUUGUGGUGAUGCAGCAGGACAGAUAGUAGUUGGGGAUUUGGGGCAGGGGGUGCAGAAGGUGUCUACUAUAGAUCAAAUCAAAGGGGAUGUAGUCAUCACAAUGAGGGGUGCAUUUGUAUGUAAAUAUGAAUGAAAAUCAUGUACAUGUUAUGUUAUGAUGUAAUAGUAUAUGUAACAUAGCACACAGUUUUUAACACCUCUUUAUUGAAGACUAAACAUAUUCUGAAGGUUGUUAUGUCUCCUUUGGGCUAGUUAAUACAGUAUUCAUCAAAUCUAAAACAGCGGCUCAUAGGCCUCCUCCCAAUAUAUUGCACAAUGAAGCAUUAUGAGUGAUCUUACCUUGCAGUUCCAUAAUUUGCUCUUGAGGUGACUUUGGCUUCUUUGCCUAUAAAGGAAUAUAUAUAAAGGAUAAUGUUGAAAAUGCUGAUGCAUUGAAUAUUCUCCUAAGAAAGCUUAAGGAGAAAGCUUAUUCUGUUGCAAGAGAUUGAUUUCAAGUCCUAUUCCACUUUUACUAAUCUGCUAGUCCCACAGAAAGCCAAUAGUUUUAUUCACAGAAACAGUGCAGAAAUUGAAUGGCCGCCAAUAAAUCAGAAUUAGACUUGCAUCUGUUUUACUGGUGCAAAUGGUGGGAAGCAGCAAAAUAUAGAUGUGGUAGCAUCUAUAUUUAUAGUGAUUGGUCAUUAAUCUAGCCCUAACAUGGGUAGAGGCAUCUGCAACAAGAAAUUUAACUAUAUACUUUUGACAUUCUUAAAGCUACCAGGUCAAAUAAAAUACAUCCAACAUUUAUAAUGGCAAAUAAUUAGAACUGCCGAUAGGCAUAACUAGAGUGACCAACUUUACUAGGCAAGAAUUGGUGGAAAACUAAGGUCAAUUGGACAGAUAUGGUUUCUUUACAUGCAGAUGGUUGAUCCACACUACCAUGCGAAAAUCCUAUGAUAGGCAGUGAGGACACAAUCUCCACGAGUGGUGGGUGAUGACUUUCCAGGUUAAGGUAUGGAAAUGGCUGAGUGAACACAGAUUUCUGAAACAAUAGUGUCCAAACGUGGAGAGGUAACCAUCUCUGAAGUAGAAAUGAGGAAUAGUCAUCCUCGAUGUCCUGACAAGGUGAAUUUCAGAUCAAUUACAUGUGGAACAUUCUGGCAAUGUAAACAUGAAGGCUUUUACUAAAAGCUCUAUAUACUUUUCAGGUAUUCACAGUGACCUGGAAGGUUCAGGUCAA
Molecule: messenger RNA, 8613 nt
Organism: Pristis pectinata (smalltooth sawfish)
Lineage: Eukaryota; Metazoa; Chordata; Chondrichthyes; Rhinopristiformes; Pristidae
Gene: ercc6l2
Product: excision repair cross-complementation group 6-like 2
Exons: 21
Coding region: 268-4872 (1534 amino acids)
Molecular function (GO): ATP binding; ATP-dependent chromatin remodeler activity
Source: RefSeq, a predicted model, not a curated record